Molecule: messenger RNA, 2291 nt
Organism: Drosophila subpulchrella
Lineage: Eukaryota; Metazoa; Arthropoda; Insecta; Diptera; Drosophilidae
Gene: Ctps
Product: CTP synthase
Exons: 4
Coding region: 221-2101 (626 amino acids)
Biological process (GO): CTP biosynthetic process; pyrimidine nucleobase biosynthetic process; regulation of transcription by RNA polymerase II
Cellular component (GO): nucleus; cytoophidium; transcription regulator complex
Molecular function (GO): DNA binding; identical protein binding; CTP synthase activity
Source: RefSeq, a predicted model, not a curated record
UGGUCAUACCGCCGGCGCCUCGCAGAAACGAUACGUAUUAAAUAAACCAAAUCUCGAAUUCAAGACGCACCACGUGCAGCAAAAGGCAAAUAAACGGCGCAAUUGUUGCUCGGAGUGGCUCAGAUAACGGUAUAUUAAGUGGCCAUCGCGAAUCAAUUAGGGCCCAACGAUAAUCCGCGAGAUUUUGUGAUCCCAAAGUUCGAGAUUCGAGACGAAAAAGAUGAAAUACAUCCUGGUCACUGGCGGCGUCAUCAGCGGCGUGGGCAAAGGUGUGAUAGCCUCCUCGUUUGGAACCCUCCUGAAAUCCUGUGGUCUGGAUGUCACCUCGAUAAAGAUCGAUCCCUAUAUCAACAUUGAUGCUGGAACCUUUUCGCCUUAUGAGCAUGGUGAGGUUUACGUUUUGGAUGAUGGCGCCGAGGUGGAUCUGGAUCUGGGAAACUAUGAAAGAUUUCUGGAUGUCACCCUGCAUCGGGAUAAUAAUAUAACCACGGGCAAGAUUUACAAGUUGGUGAUUGAAAAGGAGCGUACUGGCGAGUACUUGGGCAAAACCGUUCAGGUUGUCCCACAUAUCACGGAUGCCAUCCAGGAAUGGGUGGAACGUGUAGCCCAGACACCUGUUCAGGGCUCCUCGAAGCCACAGGUGUGCAUCGUAGAAUUGGGAGGAACCAUCGGUGAUAUCGAGGGCAUGCCCUUUGUCGAAGCCUUCCGUCAGUUUCAGUUCCGCGUGAAGAGGGAGAACUUCUGUUUGGCUCACGUAUCGUUGGUUCCAUUGCCCAAGGCCACCGGUGAACCAAAGACAAAGCCCACUCAAAGUUCGGUUAGGGAACUUAGGGGUUGUGGCCUGAGUCCCGAUUUAAUAGUCUGUCGAUCGGAGAAACCCAUUGGACUGGAGGUCAAGGAGAAGAUCAGCAACUUCUGUCACGUGGGUCCGGAUCAGGUUAUAUGCAUCCAUGAUCUGAACUCCAUUUAUCAUGUACCUCUGCUUAUGGAGCAGAAUGGAGUCAUUGAGUACCUCAACGAGCGACUCCAGCUUAAUAUUGACAUGAGCAAGAGGACUAAAUGUCUCCAGCAAUGGCGUGAUUUGGCCCGUCGCACGGAAACCGUUCGUCGCGAGGUUACCAUUGCCGUUGUGGGCAAGUACACCAAGUUUGCGGACUCGUACGCCUCUGUGGUGAAGGCCCUGCAACAUGCUGCCCUUGCUGCAAACCGCAAGCUGGAAAUAGUCUUUAUUGAAUCAUGCCAGCUGGAGGAGGAAACUCUGCAGUCGGAGCCGAGCAAAUACCACAAGGAGUGGCAGAAGCUGUGCGAGAGCGAUGGCAUCCUGGUGCCCGGUGGUUUUGGUUCUCGUGGCAUGGAGGGCAAAAUCCGGGCAUGCCAAUGGGCGCGAGAGAAUCGAAAGCCAUUGCUGGGCAUCUGUUUGGGUCUGCAGGCGGCUGUGAUUGAAUUUGCCCGCACCAAGCUGGGUCUUAAGGAUGCCAACACCACGGAAAUCGAUCCGAAUACAGCCAAUGCCUUGGUCAUCGACAUGCCAGAGCAUCAUACGGGUCAAUUGGGCGGCACCAUGCGUUUGGGCAAACGAACUACGGUCUUCGCUGAAGGUCCCAGUGUCAUCCGUCAGUUGUAUGGUAAUCCCAAGACGGUGGAGGAGCGACAUCGGCAUCGUUAUGAGGUGAAUCCCAAAUAUGUACCCAGGCUGGAGGAGCAGGGCAUGCGAUUUGUGGGCACCGAUGAGGACAAAACGAGGAUGGAAAUCAUUGAGCUGAGUGGUCAUCCGUAUUUCGUGGCCACGCAAUAUCAUCCGGAGUACUUGUCGCGACCCCUGAAGCCAUCGCCGCCUUUCCUCGGCCUGAUCCUGGCCUCCGUGGAUCGGUUGUCUCAAUAUAUUCAGCGCGGUUGCCGGCUGUCGCCCCGCCAGCUCUCCGAUGCCUCAUCGGAUGAGGAGGAUAGUGUUGUGGGCUUGGCUGGUGCAACGAAAUCCUUAAGGUCCUUGAAGCUUCCCGGCACACCCAAAAAUGGAAUUUCAAAUGGCUGCAAUGGUAGCUCCAGCACUUCCGACGGCGAAGGCGCUUGCGGAGGUGUUGAUCUUACCAACGGCCAUUAGUAAAGUUGUGAACGGUAUCCUAAGCCUGGAAGAGUUUAAGAUCCGCUUAUCAGCUGUGCUCCUGUUGUUGCAAUCUCCAAAAGAUUGCGCCAACAGGAGCAAUUCUGGAUGUGUAUAAUAGGGUGUUGUCGAUUUAAACAUUUUUAUGUUUUAUUGAAGUGGCAUAAAGUAAUCCAAUAUAUUUUCCUUU